Messenger RNA from Rhododendron vialii, 910 nucleotides. RefSeq lists its product as uncharacterized. The record is from RefSeq and is a predicted model, not a curated record. The transcript is spliced from 2 exons. Bases 347 to 910 code for a protein of 187 amino acids. NCBI's taxonomy places the organism in Eukaryota, Viridiplantae, Streptophyta, Magnoliopsida, Ericales, Ericaceae.
UCAGAUCAUAAAUUGUUUUUUGUAAUAUGUUUUCAGAGGGGAUUAAUUCACACAUCCACGGAUAUCAUCAACAGUACAGGUCAAGAUCGGAACUGGGCCGUUCAAUUGCGUGAGAUCCGGGGUCAUGGCAAAUCCAAGUUGGGGGAACUAUGGGACUCCAGAAGACAUUCGAAGGGGUACGUUCGACUUUGGAAAUUUUACGAGCUUAUUGGAAACUUGAAUUUACCUGGAAAAUGAUCCCAUCUUUAACUCUGGGAACGGAGGGAAUGAUCUUCCCAACUUUAAUUCUCCAAGAGUACAUCAACAAUCGAACGAGUUAUACCAAAAUGGUGAGGGCUUAGGAAACAUGCCAUGGGUGAAUAGGUUUGCCACUACCGAGCAAGGUGAUGGAGGAUCGAGUGACAAUGGUCCACGUGUUCAACAGUUUGUGGAGGAGAACAAUUCUUUGCCUCACUUGUAUGCAAAUUCUGACUUUCGACAAAGUCACAACAGUACAGGUCAUGGAAUUGAGGCCCAGGUCGGAUAUGACAAUUGGGAGUGGAUGAACAACAACAAUGGAAAUGCUAGUUCAAGUACGAAUGUAUUUGGCGAUGACGCUGACUCUGAGUACUCGAUCCCGAAUGAUGAGUUUUAUGCCGAAUUUGAAGAGGACGAAUUGUUGGUGGACCUUUUGACCAUAGCAUUGUUGCAUGCCAUACAAAUCCUACGUAUGCCGCAGAGGCUACCAUUCCACACUUCCUCCUUGUCGGGUAAAGCUUAUGUACAUGAACUAAUGACUAGUCGUGAUGAGAGGUUUCAACUUGAGCUUUGCAUGCCCAAAGACACUUUUGCAAAAAUAGUCCACGAACUUCAAGGAAUCUAUGGCUGGAGUUCUUCUCGAAUGAAAAAUGAUGGAGUUGAUUGCUUCUAG